Molecule: messenger RNA, 1123 nt
Organism: Arvicola amphibius (Eurasian water vole)
Lineage: Eukaryota; Metazoa; Chordata; Mammalia; Rodentia; Cricetidae
Gene: Mrpl24
Product: mitochondrial ribosomal protein L24
Exons: 7
Coding region: 387-1037 (216 amino acids)
Biological process (GO): translation
Cellular component (GO): mitochondrion; ribosome
Molecular function (GO): structural constituent of ribosome; RNA binding
Source: RefSeq, a predicted model, not a curated record
GUUCCCAGCAAGCUGAGAGGCUCGCUUCGUUUUUAAGCGUCCUCUCAGCAAUUAGACUACACCUCCCAGACUGCCCGUGUAUAGCACCCACGUGCAAAGAAAGGUUGGGAAAAGUGAGGCUGCUGGUCACCGGUGGUCGUCGCGAAGGAAGGGACUUUUUAAUAGUCUUAAACUGAGGGGCAGUCCCCCCCCCCCUUGGGUUUCUCUUUACUAGGAGGUUGGAGCUGUCGUCGGAUCUGGGGUCUCACUGUGUGGACCUGACCCAGAACUGCUGUGUAGACUAGGUUGGCCUUGAACUCGCUGAGAUCUGCCACCCAAGUGCUGGGAUAAAAGUUGAUGAAGAAACUUUUUGAUUCUUUCACUGGUGAGAUUUCUUACAUCUAACCAUGCGACUUUCGGCCCUGCUGGCUUUGGCAUCCAAAGCCACCGUCCCUCCCCACUACCGCUAUGGGAUGAGCCGUCCAGGCUCCCUCUCAGACAAGAGGAAGAAUCCUCCAUGGAGCAGGCGGCGCCCAGUGGUGGUAGAGCCCAUCUCUGAUGAAGACUGGCACCUAUUCUGUGGAGACAUGGUGGAAAUCUUAGAAGGCAAAGAUGCUGGGAAGCAGGGCAAGGUGGUCCAAGUCAUUCGGCAGCGGAACUGGGUGGUCCUGGAGGGGUUGAACACGCAUUACCGUUAUGUUGGCAGAACCAAGGAUCACCGAGGGACCAUGAUCCCCAGUGAAGCCCCCUUGCUUCAUCACCAGGUCAAGCUAGUGGACCCUGUGGACAGGAAACCCACUGAGAUCCAGUGGAGAUUUACGGAGGCAGGAGAGCGGGUUCGAGUCUCUACAAGAUCUGGGAGAAUUAUCCCCAAACCUGAGUUUCCUAGAGCAGAUGGCAUUGUCCCUGAAACAUGGACUGAUGGCCCCAAGGACACAUCAGUGGAAGAUGCUCUAGAAAGAACGUACGUGCCCCGGCUAAAGACAUUAGAAGAAGAUGUGAUGGAGGCUAUGGGGAUCCAGGAAACUCGAAGACACAAGAAGGUUUAUUGGUACUGAGUCUGGGUGUAGCUGCUGCCUGCUCAGUCUUCACCUUGAGAGUGGAGAGCCCUCUUCUCCAGCACUAAUAAAGAGCCAUGAGUGUA